CUAGCCGGCUUGGCGUCCCCUUCCCGCGUCUGUGAGGCAUCUGACCGCCGCCCUUGGAAAAGGAACCGCCGAGGUGAUUUUAUUACCGAGUUUCACCAGGAUCCAUCAAAACUGGUAAAGAGAGCGGCUCCGCGGAAGAAUGCUUCACUGGAGCUGGAUGCCAAACAAGCGCUUUUAGUACAACCUGCAACAACAGCUACGGCCGAUCGGAGUGCCCUAACGGUGCCAAGGACAGGAUUACCAAUAGUCUGACAUACCCACCAGCACGGAUUCGUCAUAAAAGGGAACCACAAUGAAUUAUUUACGGCGACGAUUCUCCGAUACGAACAUCGCGGCCAAUUUGCCGAACGGCUACCUGUCAGGUUUGGGCGGGGAGGACGACAAAAGCCAACAGCAGCCGGCCGCAGCACCGCCCCGCGGGACCAGCGCACCCUCCUCGCCGGCUAGGUCCAUGCCGCCCGGCGGGAUGGCGGGAGGGAGGGACGGGGAGAGGAACACCACCAAGACGCUGCUAGUCAUCGACGAUCAGCACACAGACUGGGGCAAGUACUUCAGAGGAAAGAGAAUCAACAAUGAAUAUGAGAUCAGAGUGGAACAGGCGGAUUUUUCGGAGAUCAACUUGGCAGCGUACUCUGACACCGGCACCAUGAUUGACAUGCAAAUCAACCGACAAGGAACCAAAGUCGUACGGUCCUUCCGGCCGGAUUUCGUGUUGGUCCGACAACACUGCCGAGGGUUGGACGCUAACCAAGACUACAGGUCCGUUAUACUCGGGCUCAGAUGGGGCGCAAUACCCAGUGUCAACACACUACUGUCUAUCUACAACUUCAUGGAGAAACCAUGGGUGUACGCCCAUCUCUUGCAAAUAAGGAAGAGGCUUGGCAAGGAGAAGUUCCCGUUGAUAGACAGGGCGUACUACCCGAACCACAAGGAAAUGGUAUGUCUGAUCACCCCCAAGUUUCCAGUGGUGGUGAAGAUUGGGCAUGCGCAUGCAGGACUUGGUAAGGUGAAGGUAGAGAACCACCAUGACUUCCAGGACAUCGCCAGUGUUGUAGCUGUAGCCAACACGUACGCCACCACAGAGCCAUUCAUCGACGCCAAGCACGACAUCCGGGUACAGAAGAUCGGCAAUAACUACAAGGCUUACAUGCGAACUUCAAUUUCUGGCAACUGGAAGGCCAACACAGGAUCGGCCAUGUUGGAACAGAUUCCCAUGACGGAAAAGUACAGAGUCUGGGUUGACGCCGUCAGUGAGAUUUUCGGCGGACUCGACAUCUGCGCAGUGGAGGCCAUCCAUGGCAAGGACGGCAAGGAUUACAUCAUCGAGGUGAAUGACUCCACGAUGCCUCUCCUGGGCGAGAACCAAGAGGAGGACCGGCAGCUGAUCUCUGACGUGGUGUUACAGCGGAUGACGCAGGUGUGCAGAGCUGGUGCCUCCGCCGCCCAAAACAUAAACCCCCACAAUGCGUGGCGUCGUGUGCUCGUCAUGAGCGGUUUGUCCACAGAUGCGGAGACAGAAGAGCCGCAAACUUAUGCCAAGUCGAUGACAGGCUUCCUGAACCUGGGCGGCAGUGCGUCCGCGCCUCCUUCGGCGUCUUCCUCGCACAGCACCCUUCCGGGCGCCCAGGCAGGGCCGGGGGCGGGGCCACCGCAGGCGGACGAGGAUCAGGCCGAGAGCAUUCGCAAGCUCCGCAAGGCUUUUUCGGGAAUCUUCGGAGAGCCCUAGCGGCUGCGGGGAACAAGCCGGACCUGGUUGCAAAUCUUUGGUCUUUCUAGGCAUGAAUCGCUGAACAGUUCCAACGACGACUGCUGCUAAAACAUCACAUUUCAUCAUCAGUGCUAGGACCUAAAACACCCCACAUCACCGAAACAAAGGUCACAAACGGAUGUACAUUUCCUAAGACAAAGAAGAAGAAAAGGAUUAGAUAUUUUAGAGAACGUCGAUCGUUGUAACUAUCUGUGAUGGCUCUUAAGAUUUGAUUUGUCUGAAUAAGUAUCUUCCAUAUUGCGUCUAAUUUUAUGAAAAUUUAUCUGAUAGAUUUAGACUAAGACAGGAUACGUGUUACGUUCAUUUUAGUAGUAGUAAAUCUAGGCGCGGUGUCGAUUCGCGAGUUUUAAACCAAUCCUGUAGUAACAAAAGAGUCACGGUUGAAUCCCUGCAAAGUGCCUGCUCAGAUCAAAGAUUUCCCGAGAAAUGGCCUCCUUUAGCGGUACUAUUUAGUCCCAUUUCAAUGAACCUCAUAACGUACUCUUAUUGAAAGAAAAAGAUGUAGUGUUCGACUUUCAGAGAAUUAUGCAAAUGCCCUGAAAUGAAUCUAGAGGGAAUGUGUAUUAGAUGUUUGAGCGCAGCCCCCACUCUUUGUAGCUGUGCAUUGAAUGUGCAUUGAGUGUUUAGAGUCAUGUGCUUUGUGGUUACCAUUUUGUACGUUAGUGGUCGUAAGCAUUUUCGAUGUCGCUAUUUGGCAAACACAAAAAUGACAAAUGAACGUAAUGUUCUAUUGAUACAUAGUUAUGUAACCAUUCUAUGUAUUUGAUUUUUAGACAGAAGCGUUUAGUUCUAUUCCUUUACGACAAGCGCAAGAAAGCGCAAGACGAUAGAUCUCUUUACAUUCUGAUGCUGUCAAUAUAGCUGUAAACGUCACAGUCGGAGUGCACGUCAUAACCAGUGCGACAUUCGCACAGGGUCCAUUCGCACUGUAUGGAUAGAAAUACCCUACCUCAUUUGUUUAGAAUGAACGUGAGCACCCGAUAGACCCUCCCUAGGAAAAAAAUCUCACAAAAGAAAGCAUAAUAGUGCAUGAAUUUUCAGUGAAUCAAGUGUGAUCUUACGUCACCAUAACUAUGUACAUACAUUUGUACAUGUUUAUUCAUAAAUGGCGGACAGACGCUCCUUCGAGUAUUCCUUUAUUCAUAAUACCACCACAGCUGUAUUGCUUGGCAUCUUUCACAAUUUAGCUCACCUUAUGAUGAAUAUUAGACGGCUCCUAAGGAAUUAUGGCAUAGCAAUAGCGUAGUGAUGUUCCAUUUAUUACACGGAUUGAGAGAGGCGUAAACGAAGAGACACAUUGUUCUGUAAACUAAAAUGGAAAACAAGCUCUAUGUGCUUAUGUGUGAUGAUAGGAAUAUGACAGACGUUGUAAGAUUGUGUUACUUGCAACUGUAAACAUUGUUUGGUGUCAUAUGUUGUUGUGCUUCCCGAGAAGUGGUGCAAAGUCUUUCUUCUUUCUGUUUAUCUUCCAUUUGGGUCAGCUGAAAUGUAUUUCCACCCCACCCCAUUGUCUACCCGAUGGGGCGACCCGAAUCGCAUAGCAACAACAACGAGUAUCAUAUUUUAGAAAACAACAAGUUUUAGCCCAAAUUUCUGC
Messenger RNA from Branchiostoma belcheri (Belcher's lancelet), 3365 nucleotides. Its product is annotated as synapsin-3-like. The transcript has 13 exons. Gene Ontology annotation, molecular function: metal ion binding; ATP binding. Gene Ontology annotation, biological process: neurotransmitter secretion. Gene Ontology annotation, cellular component: synaptic vesicle membrane; synaptic vesicle. Lineage: Eukaryota; Metazoa; Chordata; Leptocardii; Amphioxiformes; Branchiostomatidae. The coding region runs from base 293 to 1726 and encodes 477 amino acids. The record is from RefSeq and is a predicted model, not a curated record.